AAGGGGCAUUGCGGAAGUAGUCGAGCGGCACGCGGAGGAGGAAUCAGCUGACUGACAACAAACAACAACAUCUAACGGCAGCAUCCUCCCGGUCCUCCCGGUCCGAGGCUCCCUGCUCGGCUCACAGAGGCCCGGACUCACGGUCAGUCCACCGGACGCUCGUCCCCGAGCUCCUGCACGCGCCGCGCUGUCCGUUAAACGUCCGUUAGUUCCGGUCCGGUUCGACAUGACGGGCUACAAACCGUUUCACUCCCAGCUGGCGUCCAUCAUGGAGGCGCUGACCAAGGCGGCGCUGACGGAGAUCUGCGAGCUGGUGGAUGAAGGCUACGCCGAGCUGCAGCUGGAGAUCUCCCGCAGCCACCGGGAGAACGAGGCGCUGCGGAGGAAGCUGGAGCUGAUCGAGACCAUCAUCGCCCGGGGACACCGGGACAGCGCCGCCGGGCUGCUGGACUUCACCGAGGAGCGUGUCUUACUGGCUGGAGCGAGUGCUGAACAGACUAAGACAGGCCUCAGACGGAGCGGACGGGUCGCUGUGACAGAGGACUCUUCGCCGGUCGCUGCAGACGAGCUCGGUGAACAGGAUGUUGUUCUGAUAAAAGAGGAAACGGCGAAAGAGGAAGUGAACGCCGAGGAAGCCACGGACGAGCUGCUCCUCAACGAAGACGGAGCCGAGGCGCCGCUGUCAGACACCGACGACAGCAACGAGGGACCGUCUGGGAUGAUGUCCGACAUGAGGCCGUGGGAUCAGAGCAGUAACGGGCCGCCGGAGAGAGUCGAGCGCCAUCAAGACUCCCACAGUGCACUGGGGUCACCCGGGGCGCCUGCAGGGGGCGCUCAGAGCAACUCUUCAGACGUCGUGUUUGAUUUGGCGUCAGAGUCGGACAGCGAAGCUCCAUCUGCGGUCCCGACGAGGAAGCCGUUCCUCCUCCCCGGCACCUCUGAGCCGAAGCGCGGCGCACUGAUCCCCUACGACACCGAGCUGGAUCUGUGCUCCACGUGGACCACUCAGGGCCUGCCGAGCAUGGUGCCCGUCCCUCACCGGCCCACGCUCCUGGACAAAGUGUCAGACCUGAGCGCUCCGGGUUUCCCGUUAACGCUCGGCCUGGGCGUACCUAGACUGGACCCGCUGGAGCUGAACCGGUACUGCAGGGACAGGCGCUUCGUCUGCAGCUACUGCGGGAAAUGCUUCACGUCGUCCCGGAGCCUGGAGACGCACGUCCGCGUCCACACAGGCGAGCGGCCGUACAGCUGCGCCCAGUGCGGGAAGCGCUUCACGCAGUCGGGACACCUGAAGACGCACCAGAGCGUCCACACCGGAGAGCGGCCGUUCGCCUGCGAGCAUUGUGGGAAAAGGUUCGCCGGGAAGCAGAACCUGAGGAUCCAUCAGCAGAAACACCACCCGCCUGAGCAGGACGCCGCGCCGGUUCAAGGCUCGGCCCGCCUGCGCUCCGUGUUGUCCGGUGAGACCUGGCUUCCGGCGGGAUGGGGCGGCAAGAGCAGCAGAGCUCUGCACGAGCAGCUCUCCAUCAUCAUGGAGGCGCUGACCAAGGCGGCGCUGACGGAGAGCUGCGAGCUGGUGGAUGAAGGCUACGCCGAGCGCACGGCGGGAAGGCGGCGGAGGCUUUGUUACCGGGACAGGAGGCGGAGGAGACAGCGCAGCAGCAGCGGGACAGUGACGGAGGAGACACCCGCUGCUGCUCCCGGAGCAGACACGGAGGAGCUGCGGUGGGAGGUGCGGGAGGAGCUUCCAGAUGUGGUGCUGAUCAAAGACGAAGACUCGGACAGUAACGACAGCUUUGAGGAAGAUAACAAGCAGCCGGCUGACGGAGCGCCGGCUGCAGCCAGAGACUCCGUCACGUCGACCUCCCUCAGCCGGACUGUGAAGCGACGCUGGCCAGGCAGCGAGGCGGCUGACAGGAAGUCGUCAUCGUCGUCGUCAUCCAAAGUGAGCGCAGGGACGCCGAAGCCGAGCGUGUCCGUCUACACUCUGGACUCUCCUCGCAGCGAGCCGGGCUGCUCCGGACAGCUCGGGGCCGACAACAUGGAGGCCGACUCGUCGGUCUACUCCGUGCAGAUGAACCCGGACGUCCAGCUGGUCAACCAGGACUGCUCACUGGUCCCGCCGACAAGCAGCCAAACGGCGUAUUACGGGAGCGGCGCUCUGCUGGACUCUCAGUCUCCCACGAACAGAGCCGAACUGGACCUGAGCCUGACGUGGACCAAACAGGCGAAGGGUCAGAUGAGCUUCUCUCAGUUCCACCAGAGCGACGACGGAGACGCGUUCGGGAUCAAGCUGAUCAGCGUGUCGGGUUCCACUUCCACGGACUGCCAGCUGUCCGAGAGCAGCAACUCGGCGCUCGAGUACGACGACGCCGACAUGAUGAACUUCGGCCUCUACAGGGACCAGCCGGGUCACCCUCAGCUGGGCGGCGGCGGCAGCAUCCGAGGGAAGCGCUUCAUUUGCUCCAUCUGCAACAGGACGUAUGCCACGUCUCAGAACCUGGACGUUCACAUGCGGAUCCACACGGGCGAGAGGCCGUUCAGCUGCAGCCAGUGCGGCAAGAAGUUCACCCAGUCGGCGCACCUGAAGUCGCACCUGAGCGUGCACUCCGGAGAGCGGCCGUACGCCUGCACGAUGUGCUCCAGGAGCUUCAUCGUCAAAUACAGCCUCAAGUUACACAUGAAGAAAUGUCACCCCAACGUCUGCUGUCGAUUUUUUUUUUUUUUUUUUUUACCCGCAUCACUUCCGGGUCUGUCUCGAGACUGUUUGCUGUUUCAGGUGUCUCCGUCCAAAGACUACCGGAGGGUUUCGGUUCCGGUAAUCUGGACUGGUCCCGUUUCCACCAACACGCACGCACGCACGCGGCGGGUGGACGACAUGUCUCCGGCCGCCGCCCUCCACGCGCAGCUCGCCUCCAUCAUGGAGGUGCUGGCUAACACCGCGGUGGCGGAGAUCUGCGAGCUCGUGGACAGCGGCUACUCGGUGCUGCAGCUGGAGAUCUCGCGGAGCCGCAAGGAGAACGAGGUGCUGCGGAGAAAGCUGCGGCUCAUGGAGCUCCGAGCGACGCGCGCCGCCGCGCUCAGGACCGCCGCCGCGUCCGCCGCGUCCGCCGCCGCGAGCGGCAACGCGCUGCUGCCAGCGAGCGGCCGCGCUCGAGCUCUGCCGCCUGCUCAUCACCUUGGCAACGAGUCAAGGAGGACGGAAGCGCCUCGAGCUGAGGCGGCGCUGUCCAGACUGUCCAACCAGGAGGCGCUGCGGUGCGGAGACACUGAUCCGAACUCGGACUCUGGAAAAGAUCCGACACAGGGGACGCCCGCUGCAGGCGAGUCGGCCAAACUGACGAGUGCGCUGAUCAAAGUGGAGAACGAUGACAACCACGAGUCCUGGAGCCGGUCUGAACAGGACAAGGACUUUGGUUGUGCUGUUGAUGGACAGACGACAGAGGCAGAAGCUCCGCCCCCGCCGACUAAACAGGAAGUAGCAGACGAAGGCGUCGGUUCGAGUUCGAGUCAGUCGUGGGUGAGCGGGGAAGUCAGCUCCACCUCCAUGUCCGUCCAGAAAAGCCUGAACACCGUCCAGAGGUCGGAGACGAGCAGUUACGACCGUCUGAUGUACGAGCCGCCGCUCCAACAUGGCGCCCUCAGUACCCAGAAUCCUCUGAGUGAGGACCCCGGCUGCUCGUACGUGUUGAACACCAGCGCAAGCGCCACGUUCACCGUCAGCGAGGUGACUCCGCCUGCAGCAGAGCGGCAGCAGCCUGCAGGUUAUCAGAACAGCCAGCCGAUGGCGCCGUUACCCGCGGACGAGUUGCAGCUUCCGGUGAGGAAAGACGUGACGGAGAGACAAAACGCUUUCAUCAGAAGGGACAGGUGGAGAAAUCAGGACGGCGUCAACAGGGCGUCUGGGAGUCACGGCCGGGAUGACGGCGGCGGGAAGACGUUUGUCUGUAACUUCUGCGGUAAAACUCUGGCCUGCCUGAAGAACCUGAAGACGCACAUGAGAGUCCACACGGGGGAGAAGCCGUUUGUCUGCGCGCUCUGCGGCAAACGCUUCUCCGACUCCAGCAACCUGAAACGCCACCAGAGUGUCCACACCGGAGAGAAACGCUACGGCUGCGUCCACUGCGGGAAACGCUUCGCCCAGUCGGGGUCGCUGAAGGUCCACAUGAGCGUCCACACCGACUGCAAACAGUUCAGGUGUUCGUACUGCGGCAAAACCUUCAUCUCCGGCAGCCACCUGCGACGACACAUCGCCGCGCAUCUCGGAGAGAAACGAUUGGCUCCCGCGUUCCAGUGACAACAGGUGAUGGGAAUACAGAGGUCGGAGCACUUCCUGUUUGGGCACGAACGCCUCAUUGAUUAAAAAAUGAUGCUUGUGUCUCGACAAAGAAAGCAGCCAACAUGAUGAAGCACAACAUGAAGAGAUUUUUUGAUUUAUGGAUUAUUUAUUUCACAAUUUUUUAUGACUGAAGAUCUCCAAAAAAGUUCUGCUUUGGUUUUAUCACCACCAACAGCUUGCAGUUAUUAACUUUGUUAUCAAAACGUUGCAGAUUUAAUUACGUAUUAAUUCAUUAAGUACGUCAGUCAACAAAUGGUCCAGCGCUUGUUUUUGUCGACUCGUAGCGUCUGAAGAAAAAUCUGCAUGUUUUUGUCUGAAGGUGACAAGUUUGUGUCCAGUCAGUUUUUUAUGAUCGUCGUGUCAUUUUGUAAUAAAGUUCAAUUAUUGUUGCACAACAGCAGCUGCUUCGUUUGUCAUCACCUCCACCCGAGACGCCCUGAUGUAGUUUUAUUUAUGAACAGUGAAAAGUGUUCAAAGUCCUGAUGGUACAGAUCCAUCAUGACGGCUUCCAGUCUGUUAUUUUAACAAUACAGAGGUCCCUCGUUUAUCGCGGGGGAUACUU
Larimichthys crocea (large yellow croaker) is the source of this 4901-nucleotide messenger RNA. RefSeq lists its product as uncharacterized. The record is from RefSeq and is a predicted model, not a curated record. The transcript is spliced from 13 exons. Bases 227 to 4297 code for a protein of 1356 amino acids. Gene Ontology annotation, biological process: regulation of gene expression. NCBI's taxonomy places the organism in Eukaryota, Metazoa, Chordata, Actinopteri, Sciaenidae. Gene Ontology annotation, cellular component: nucleus.